Messenger RNA from Salvelinus sp. IW2-2015, 2853 nucleotides. Its product is annotated as transmembrane protein 94. NCBI's taxonomy places the organism in Eukaryota, Metazoa, Chordata, Actinopteri, Salmoniformes, Salmonidae. Gene Ontology annotation, molecular function: nucleotide binding. The record is from RefSeq and is a predicted model, not a curated record.
GGAGGGAGACGUCAUAGCACUACGGCCAGACAGGAGACAUUCGCUUCUCUCAGAGGCAUCAAUGAUGACGAUCAUAUAGUUCUGGAGCCAGGUGACAUGUUCCCACCUCGUUCCCCCCCUCCCUCCCCCCGGGGUGACCAGAAGAGGGGUCCCCAGAGCCCCCAGCAGCACCGCCUCUUCAGGGUGGUCCGCACGCCCAUCCUCGACAGCGUCAGGAACAGUCUGGACCUGGCUCUGUCUCGACCAAUCACAGCCCUGGAUAACGAGAGGUUCACCGUUCAGUCCAUCAUGGCCAAGUUCGCCUGCCCUAUUGUACUGGUGGCGUUCUUGGUUGUGAAUACAGUGCGUUAUUUCUUUGACGCCCCUAGCCUCACUCCUGGACGCUUCAACUUCAUCCAGCUGCAGCUGAUGGGAGUGCUGCCCAUCCUUCCCCUGCUGUUUCCUGUCAUGUGGGUGCUGGUCAACACCUAUGGAGAGGCUAGCGUCCUGGCUGAGUCCAGCAGAGCUUCUCCUACUGGCCUGCUUGCUAAGUUUUCCGAGGACACUUUAAGCAGCUACACUGAAGUGGUGUCCUCCCAGGAGAUUCUGCGGUGUGUGUGGAGACACCUGGUGGGCGUGCUGAAGGGAGAAUCACAGACACUCUGCUAUACUUCCAGCCUGCUACACACACUUGGCUCUGUCACUGUGUUGUGUUGUGUAGAUAAACGGGGUGUAUUAUCCUGGCCUAACCCCAGUCCAGAGACGGUGCUGUUCUUUAGUGGUCGCGUGGAGCCGCCUCACAACGACAGUCAAGAAGACCUGCGAGACGACCUCUCUGUCAACUCCGAGGACCGGGACGAGACACAGGAGGGGGAGGCUCUGCUGUGUAUGCCAAUGAUGGAUGGGUAUGAGCCCAGCGAGACGUCACAUGACACUGGCUGUUCGCAAGCACGGGAGACACACACACGCACCAAACACCCCUCAGGAUCUAAUGUCAGCUUCAGCCACGACACAGAUGGAGGGGAUCAGGGCCCUGAACAGGAUAUGUCGGGUUGCUAUGACAACGAAGCGGAGGACUACGUGUGUGACUACCACCUGGAGAUGUUGAGUCUGUCUCAGGACCAGCAGAACCCGGUGAGUAUCCAGUUUGACGAGCAGGGCUGGCAGUGCCACCUGCCCAGCCUCAAGCCCCUGGGCCUCAACAUCCUGCUCAACCUGUGCAACGCCAGCGUCACCCAGCAGCUCUGCCGCUUCUCCGACCACCUCAGUAACCUGGCGCUGCAGGAGAGCCACGGGGCCGUGCUGCCCGUCCACGUGCCCUGGGGACUGUGUGAGCUGUCCAGGCUUAUAGGGUUCACUCCCGGGGCGAGGGAGCUGUUUAAACAGGAGAACCACCUAGCUCUGUACCAGCUGCCCUGUGGGGAGAAGGCCAAGGAGUCUGUCCCUCGACGCCAACAUAACUUUACCAAGAGACAACCUCCCAUCAGCCACCUCAUCUCCCUCUUCAUCAGAGACUCCUCUUCCAAUAACGUCCAGAUGUUGUCUCACGGCUCAGCUGACCUCAUCCUGGAGGCCUGCACUGAUGUCUGGGACGGAACCGACAUCUACCCCCUCUCUGGCUCCGACAGGAAGAAGGUUCUGGACUUCUACCAGCGGGCCUGUCUGUCGGGAUACUGCUCUGCUUUUGCCUACAAGCCCAUGCAGGUGUCUCUGUCCAACCAGCUCAAUGGGAAAUGUGUUGAGCUAGCCCCCGGACCCAACAUCUUCUCUGGGGUAGAACUACCCUCCACCACCCCUAUCAAACAUGUCUCCCGCAGGAACUCCUGGAGCUCUGAUGAGGGUAUAGGAGGUGUGGAGAAGGAUGACUGUGUUCAGGCUCUGAGUGGUCAGAUCUUCAUGGGGAUGGUGUCAUCCCAGUUCCAGGCUCGUCUGGACACGGUCAGGCUCAUAGACGCUCUGGUCACCGCCUGCAUACGCUUCGUCUACUUCUCUAUGGAGGACGAACUACGCAGCAAGGUGUUUGCAGAGAAGAUGGGCCUGGAGACAGGGUGGAACUGUCACAUCUCUCUGACCCCAAACAGAGACAGUCCCUGUGACGGCGCCCCCAACAGCCCCGGCCAGUACUCCGUACACGAUGAACAUCAAGACUCCAGAGAUGAGGCAGAGGGGCUGCUGUUACCAGAGGAGGAGACCGCUGAUGUCCCCAGCUUCCUGGAGGACUGCAACAGGGCGAAGCUACCUCGUGGUAUCCACCAGGUUCGUCCUCACCUGAAGAACAUUGACAACGUGCCUCUGUUGGUGCCCCUCUUCACCGACUGUACCCCAGAGACCAUGUGUGAGAUGAUCAAGAUCAUGCAGGAGAACAGAGAAGUGACGUGCUGCCUGGGGAGCUCUGCUAACUUCCGCAACAGCUGCCUCUUUCUACAGAGUGACCUCAGCAUCGCCCUGGACCCCCUGUACCCGUCGCGGUGUUCGUGGGAGACGUUUGGCUACGCUACAGGAGCAGGGCUGAACGGGGAGGUGGAGGGUCUGUCUCCCCUCAGUCUGUCUGGUCAACUCAACACCCUGGCCUGUUCUGUCACCUUCCACCAGGGGGAGUCAGUCAGCAUGGUCAAACUCAUAGAACAGGCACGUCACACCACCUACAGCAUCCGCAAGAGCUUCUUGUUCCUGUUGCAGUGUCAGCUGACUCUGGUCCUCAUCCAGUUUCUGGCCUGCCUAGCCCAGCUCCCUCCUCCUAUGAACAUCACUGACAUCCUGUGGCUGUCCUGCUUCAGCUGUCCAUUGCUCAGUGUGUCAUUCUUAGGAAAGCCACCAGACAGUUCUGUGAUGAAUGUAGCCACAGGGAAGAACCAAGAUGCCAUCCCCAGAAAG